Carica papaya (papaya) is the source of this 749-nucleotide messenger RNA. RefSeq lists its product as uncharacterized. Lineage: Eukaryota; Viridiplantae; Streptophyta; Magnoliopsida; Brassicales; Caricaceae. Gene Ontology annotation, biological process: cellular response to heat. The record is from RefSeq and is a predicted model, not a curated record.
UCAUCAUUUGAAUCAACUCUUUUAACUCACUCAAAACAUUGAUUGAUUGAUUAAGCAUGUUCAGAUUAAUGACAAGCAAGGCAGCACCUUCUCGCUCUUACGAAGAAUUCGAACCUCUUUGCAAAUGGCAAACUUCUGGAGAAGAACAAGACAUUCUUGAAGUCCAUCUUCCAGGUUUCACGAAAGAUCAACUGAAGGUUCAAAUAAACAACCAUGGAGUUCUGACGAUCACCGGAGAACGACCAGUAACAGAAGACAGAAGUAGAUGGAGCCGUUUUCGUAAAGAAGCGAAAGUCCAAAGAGAUUGCAAAACAAAUGGAAUCCGCGCAAAGUUCUCCGGCGGAAUUCUUUACAUCAUUAUGCCCAAGACACCACCUUCUCCUCCUCCGCCGUCUGAUCAAGAAGUAAAAAACCAAGCUCGGACCAACUCAGGCGUCACACCAGGAGGACAAGAAGAAGAAGAUGGUAGUAGAGGUGGCGUAGAGAGAAGCGGGUUGAAAGAGGGUGUUUGUUCUAGGUUUAAAAAUAUGAACAAGAAGAAAGGUCUUAAAGCUUCCAUGGCGGUCGUUCUGCUGGUGACAAUUGCUGUUGGGGCGUAUUUUACUUACAAAAUAUGUUAUGAUCAGAUUUCUUCUGUUGACAGCUAGCUAGUAACUUCAAUCUUUAUCUCUCGAUAAUCUUCUUGUGUAUUGGGUUUAUAAUAAGGUGGUGAUUUGUUGAUUAAAGAUCCACUAGCUUUAUUCCGGGAG